AAAUGUUCGACCUGAACGAAGAGUGAAAACCGAAAGCACCAAGCCAACCAGCCAAAGGAAAAAAAAGAAAAGAAAAAAAUCAUUACAUUAAACGAACGGCAUUUAUCGACAUCAUUUCAGUGUUUCUUUUCUGGUUUAGCAGUUCCAUUGUUUCUUCAUUCACUUUGUUUUUUUGUUAUUGUUUUUUUUUCAAAUCCAUACUUUUCGUUGUUUUUUUUGCUUGAAGCAAUCAAUUCUGAAUCAACUUUUUUUUAAAAAAUGUCUAUGUUAUGUCGACGAUUAUUUCAAAUUAAUCAAACAAAUGGCCUACCUGUAGCAUGUAUUAAUUAUGCAUCAGCUAGAUUUAUUAGUAAUCCAUCGGAAAGUACCGAUUUAAAAGGUAUUAUGGCUAAAAAAAUUGUUGAACAUCAACGACGUGUUAAAGAAUUUCGUGCUGCAUUUGGUAAUAAUGUUAUUGGUGAAAUUGCUAUCGAUCAAGUUUAUGGUGGUAUGCGUGGUUUAAAAGCAUUAGUUACUGAAACAUCUUAUCUUGAUCCUGAAACUGGUAUCUCGUUUCGUGGUUAUUCAAUACCUGAAUGUCGUGAAAAAUUACCACGUGCACCUGGUGGUGAAGAACCAUUACCUGAAGGUCUUUAUUGGCUUUUAUUAACCGGUGAUAUACCGAAUAAACAACAAGUUGAAACACUUUCAAAACAAUUUGCUGCUCAUGCCGAUCUACCAUCACAUGUUGUUACAAUGUUGAAUAAUUUUCCAUCAAAUCUACAUCCAAUGUCACAAUUUAGUGCUGCAGUAACUGCUUGUAAUACUGAAUCAUUAUUUGCAAAAGCAUAUGGUGAAGGUGUUAAUAAAGCAACAUAUUGGGAAUAUGUUUAUGAAGAUGCUAUUCGUUUGAUAGCAAAAUUACCAACAAUUGCUGCAACUAUUUAUCGUAAUCUUUAUCGUGAUGGAUCAUCAAUUGGUGCAAUUGAUCCAAAUAAAGAUUGGUCAGCUAAUUUUACAACAAUGUUAGGUUUUAAUGAUCAAGUAUUUACCGAUUUAAUGCGCCUUUAUCUCACCAUCCAUAGUGAUCAUGAAGGUGGAAAUGUAAGCGCUCAUACAGUACAUCUUGUUGGUUCUGCUCUAUCUGAUCCUUAUCUAUCAUUUGCUGCUGGUAUGAAUGGUUUAGCUGGACCAUUACAUGGUUUAGCUAAUCAAGAAGUAUUGGUUUGGUUAACAAAAUUACAGAAAGAACUUGGUGACAAUGUUAGUGAUGAAAAAAUGAAUGAAUUUGUAUGGAAAACAUUGAAAAGUGGUCAGGUUGUACCUGGUUAUGGUCAUGCUGUAUUGCGUAAAACUGAUCCACGUUAUACUGUACAACGUGAAUUUGCACUCAAACAUUUACCCGAUUAUCCAAUGUUUAAACUUGUUGCACAAAUUUAUAAAAUUGUACCACCAAUUUUAUUGGAACUUGGUAAAGUUAAAAAUCCAUGGCCCAAUGUUGAUGCCCAUUCCGGUGUUCUUUUACAGUACUAUGGAUUAAAAGAAAUGCAAUAUUAUACUGUUUUAUUUGGUGUAUCACGUGCAUUGGGUGUUAUGUCAUCAUUAGUUUGGGAUCGUGCACUUGGUCUGCCUAUUGAACGACCUAAAUCAAUGACAACUGAAGGUUUACAAAAAUUGGUUGGUGCUUUGUAAAAAAAAUAAACCGAAUCGAAAAACAAACCCUCAAAUCAAUCUAAUGGUGUUAUAUUCAAAUAAUAAUUGUGAAGAAGAAUUUUUUUUAGAAAAACAAAUCAAAUUCAAAAUUAGAGAUUUGGUCAGCAAAAAAAAAAUCAAAAAACCCAAUAAAAACAACAAAUUGUUCUCCUUAAUUCUACAAUUAUCCCCCGGUUAGAUAUAUAAAAUGAAAAUAUCCGGGUUGUAUUAAUACUUAUAAAUUAUAAAUUAUUAUUAUUAUUAUAAAUGAAUGAAUCUCAGUUUAAAUUAUAAGAUUAAAAAAAAAAACAAAAAU
Messenger RNA from Dermatophagoides pteronyssinus (European house dust mite), 1987 nucleotides. RefSeq names its product citrate synthase (gene kdn). Gene Ontology annotation, cellular component: mitochondrial matrix. NCBI's taxonomy places the organism in Eukaryota, Metazoa, Arthropoda, Arachnida, Sarcoptiformes, Pyroglyphidae. Gene Ontology annotation, biological process: carbohydrate metabolic process; tricarboxylic acid cycle; citrate metabolic process. The record is from RefSeq and is a predicted model, not a curated record.